CCCUUAAUUCCAUCCAUUAUAAAAGGGCAGCAAGUGUUCUAGUUCUGAACCACAGCAGAACCCAAAGAUGUCUAAAGCUAGCUUGCUUCUUCUGUUUCUCCUUGGAGUGGUGGUUUUCAUCACCACUCCUUCUCUAGCUGAUGAACCUCCCAAGGGUAAGGGAGGGAAGCCUUUUCCUGGUGAGCACCCUCCAGAACACAAGCCACCAACACACCCCGGAGAGGAACCACCUAAAGGUAAGGGAAAGGAGCCACCACAUGGAGAAAAACCUCCUCACAGACACCUUUUGGGUGAGGAUGGUGAGGACAUACACAAAACUCCAAAAAACUCAGGUUUCAAACCACCCAAGGGUAAGGGAGAAAAGCCUCCCCAUAAGCCUCUACGUGAACAUGAGCUAUCAAGAUUCCAAAAUGGUGAACCACCCAAAAAGCCAUUCCCUGGUGAGAAACCACCAGAACACAAGCCAUUACCGGAAAACAAACCAUCAAAGGGUAAGGGAAAGGAGCCACCACAUGGGGGAAAACCUCCUCACAGACGCCUCUUAAGUGAGGAUGUUGAGGACACACACAAACCGCCAAAAACCCCAGGUUUUAAACCACCCAAGGGUAAGGGAGAAAAGCCUCCACAUGAACAUGAACUAUCAAGAUUCUCAAAUGGUAAACCACCCAAAAAGCCAUUCCCUGGUGAGAAACCACCAGAACACAAGCCAUUACCGGAACACAAACCACCAAAGGGUAAGGGAAAAGAGCCAUCACAUGGAGAAAAACCUCCUCACAGACGCCUCCUAGGUGAGAAUGUUGAGGACAAACACGAGGGACCAAAAUUUCAGAUACCACCCAAGGCUAAGGGAGAAAAGCCUCCAAAAGUGCCACCCCACAAGCCUCCACAAGGCAAUUAGCUAGGGGUGCCUAAAAUUAGAUGAUGAUCAUUCAUCAGCACGAUAGAUGGUACUACUUUAUUGUUCAAAUAAGAGUGCUGAUGUGGAUUUAUCCUUUAUUAUUGGUUUCUAGUUAUAGUACAUUCCAUGUUGGCCGUGCCGUUUGUUGUGUUUGUUCGUGACUUGUUUGAGGCCAUGAGUACGGCUUUAUGCAGAUUUGUAUUUGCUUUUCAGAAAUUUCUGCGCCAUCUCAUCUAUGGUUUGUCUUUUUAUGAAUAUAGACUUAAUUUCUACAUUA
Molecule: messenger RNA, 1175 nt
Organism: Durio zibethinus
Lineage: Eukaryota; Viridiplantae; Streptophyta; Magnoliopsida; Malvales; Malvaceae
Source: RefSeq, a predicted model, not a curated record